CGCCGUCUGUGGUAACUUCUAUUGCUUCCACGGUAUGCGAACAGGCGAAAUGUGCUCGUGGUAAGCCAGUAGUUAUUUGCAUAUUGGCUUUUUCGAUCAUGUUUCACGCCGUAACUGUCGAACGCAGCAGUUUUAGAGAUUUUUCCGACGCUGAAUGCGUGGUGUUGUUUCUGAAGCGAUUCGGGUAACGGACAGACAGACAGAAAAGGCGAAAACUACAGUAACCCUCGCUGCUCCUGCACACGGAGGGUUAUUGAGGGGCACAUCAAUCCCACUCCACAUGAUCACUUUAACGUUGCAUGUCAACGUUGUAUGCAACAUGUUUUGAAUGCUUUCAGCUGUGGCAGCGGUUUUGCGUCUCACUACCUGCUACCACACGGUGCACAUUCACUAACACUUGUAAGCUAUGUGAACAGAGGUGAAUUUGGCAACAUAGCCUCCUAACAUACACUCACAUUGGCCAAACAUAAACACACAUUAUUGCCAAAUCACAAAAUAUUUCUGACUCUACAUGGAUGCUUUCACAGGAGUUCGUACUUUCGGUGUACUUAGAAAGAACUGCUGCAACUAACUUCUUCUCUCCAGGAUGACUGUCUGCGUCUCUAAGACACUUCCUGUCCAGGAAUCCCUAUAUCGUAGUCGAGUUCAACCCUCUCACUUCUUUUUGCCUCAUUUCUUGUUCACAUGUGGCAAAGGGACCCUAACGCAGACACUACUUUACACCUAUUUGAUAAGUGCAUACAAUGGUGUUUCUGUGGAGAAUUCAGUGAAGAGGAUGUUAAUGAAGCCAAAUUGAUGACAAUUGCUGAGUUAGACAGCCCAAUUUCUCCUGGGUCAAGAGGCUCUUUGAUGUUUCUUCAGCAUAUAACACCUGAAAUGCAGUAUUUUCAUCGGCAACAGAUACUUCAAGUGAAUAAGCAAGAUAUGAUUGAAAGUACAGCAAGGUACAUGAUGAACAACAAAUGCUGUGAAGUGCUGUUGUUUGUUGACAAGAGAACACUAUGGUUGUGUAAAUGCUCCGUAACUGUAUGAUAUUCCAUUGACUUUACAGAGAUAGCUUCACUAACUUAACCACUGUCUUACUACCACCAUAUCAGUGCAAGUACUGCGAACAUUUGUGGCUUUACACUAGUCUGUUGUCAAUAUGGAAAGCACAAACCUCAGCACUAUAAACGCGUGCCUGUGUUCAUUUGUGCACAUGUGCAUAAGCGCAAGCCACACCAGAUGAAGAUCAACAGGAAGUUAGGCCGGAUGUAUUUAUUGGAUGCACUAUGAAAUACUUUUCAUAGAGCUUUACUUUUGCCAGUUUGGACAUCUUUAAUUCCCAGAUGGAGCAUCUAUCCUAACAUACGGACAAAGCUAUCACAGUUUUU
Molecule: messenger RNA, 1373 nt
Organism: Geodia barretti
Lineage: Eukaryota; Metazoa; Porifera; Demospongiae; Tetractinellida; Geodiidae
Source: the annotation of a GenBank genome assembly